AUGGUGAGGGGGGGGGGCAGUGGCGAAGGAGGGAAGGUGGUGAGGGGGGAAGUGGGGAAGGGGCGAAGGUGGCGCAGUGGGGAAGGAGCAAAGGUGGCGCAGUGGGGAAGGAGCAAAGGUGGCGCAGUGGGGAAGGAGCAAAGGUGGCGCAGUGGGGAAGGAGCAAAGGUGGCGCAGUGGGGAAGGAGCAAAGGUGGCGCAGUGGGGAAGGAGCAAAGGUGGCGCAGUGGGGAAGGAGCAAAGGUGGCGCAGUGGGGAAGGAGCAAAGGUGGCGCAGUGGGGAAGGAGCAAAGGUGGCGCAGUGGGGAAGGAGCAAAGGUGGCGCAGUGGGGAAGGAGCAAAGGUGGCGCAGUGGGGAAGGAGCAAAGGUGGCGCAGUGGGGAAGGAGCAAAGGUGGCGCAGUGGGGAAGGAGCAAAGGUGGCGCAGUGGGGAAGGAGCAAAGGUGGCACAGUGGGGAAGGAGCAAAGGUGGCACAGUGGGGAAGGAGCAAAGGUGGCGCAGUGGGGAAGGAGCAAAGGUGGCGCAGUGGGGAAGGAGCAAAGGUGGCGCAGUGGGGAAGGAGCAAAGGUGGCGCAGUGGGGAAGGAGCAAGGGUGGCGCAGUGGGGAAGGAGCAAGGGUGGCGCAGUGGGGAAGGAGCAAGGGUGGCGCAGUGGGGAAGGAGCAAGGGUGGCGCAGUGGGGAAGGAGCAAGGGAGGCGCAGUGGGGAAGGAGCAAGGGAGGCGCAGUGGGGAAGGAGCAAGGGAGGCGCAGUGGGGAAGGAGCAAGGGAGGCGCAGUGGGGAAGGAGCAAGGGAGGCGCAGUGGGGAAGGAGCAAGGGUGGCGCAGUGGGGAAGGAGCAAGGGUGGCGCAGUGGGGAAGGAGCAAGGGUGGCGCAGUGGGGAAGGAGCAAGGGUGGCGCAGUGGGGAAGGAGCAAGGGUGGCGCAGUGGGGAAGGAGCAAGGGUGGCGCAGUGGGGAAGGAGCAAGGGUGGCGCAGUGGGGAAGGAGCAAGGGUGGCGCAGUGGGGAAGGAGCAAGGGUGGCGCAGUGGGGAAGGAGCAAGGGUGGCGCAGUGGGGAAGGAGCAAGGGUGGCGCAGUGGGGAAGGAGCAAGGGUGGCGCAGUGGGGAAGGAGCAAAGGUGGCGCAGUGGGGAAGGAGCAAAGGUGGCGCAGUGGGGAAGGAGCAAAGGUGGCGCAGUGGGGAAGGAGCAAAGGUGGCGCAGUGGGGAAGGAGCAAAGGUGGCGCAGUGGGGAAGGAGCAAAGGUGGCGCAGUGGGGAAGGAGUAA
Schistocerca nitens (vagrant locust) is the source of this 1266-nucleotide messenger RNA. RefSeq lists its product as uncharacterized. The transcript has a single exon. The record is from RefSeq and is a predicted model, not a curated record. Lineage: Eukaryota; Metazoa; Arthropoda; Insecta; Orthoptera; Acrididae. Bases 1 to 1266 code for a protein of 421 amino acids.